ACUACAUUUACUAAUGCUAAUCCUGCUAAAAAUACUCACUGCAGUACACACUCCACCAAAAGCACAUCGACACCAUAAACCCAUUUUUAUUCUCAUUCUUUCCCUAAAAACUCGAAUUUCAGACAGAAGUUUGAAGGAAGAAAAUCAGAGAAAGAUGAAAGAAGGAAGAGGAUCGAGCUUAGUGUACCUGCUAGUGGUGGUUCUCUGCUUAGUUGCCUUCACUUUCUCCAUCGCCGCCGAACGCCGCCGCAGCCGUGGUAAUAUAAUCAAGGAUGAAGUGACCAAUUCGACGUACUGUACCUACAGUUCAGAUGUUGCUACUGGAUAUGGAGUGGGUGGAUUCUUGUUUCUUCUUUCAAGUGAAUCACUGCUUAUGGGUAUGACAAGGUGCAUGUGCUUUGGAAGACCUUUGGCACCUGGAAACGAACGAGCAUGGACAAUCAUUUACUUCUUCUCUUCAUGGUUAACAUUUCUGGUUGCGGAAGCAUGUCUACUUGCAGGUGCAACCAAGAAUGCUUACCAUACCAGGUACCGCCAUGUGCUUUAUGCACAGAACUUCUCAUGUGAGAGUCUGCGUAAAGGUGUUUUUAUUGCUGGAGCUGUAUUUGUGGUAUUCAACAUGAUCUUAAAUGUGUACUACUACUUGUACUUUUCUAAAGCUACAAGCUCGCAGACAACAUCUCACAAAGCAAAUCGCUCGAGCUCUACUGUCGGAAUGACCGGGUAUAAAUAGGUUAUUGAAUAUCUUUUUUAGGUUGAAAGUCACUUAGAAGAGUUGUGCAUUUUCUCCAUUGUUGUGAAAACUAUAUAGAUCAUUUAUGUGCAUCAGAUGUACCCCGACGUGUCUAUAAUAUGGUGUAAGCUACAAAUAUCAGUUUAUCAUUUAGAAAGCAAAACAAGCUAUCGGUAAGUUUGAGCUUUUUUGGCCGAGAAAGAAGUAAUUGAUCUUUUCUUCUUCCGUCAAAAUGGGAAGCGUCAACCAUUCGGAGUA
Spinacia oleracea (spinach) is the source of this 991-nucleotide messenger RNA. RefSeq lists its product as uncharacterized. The coding region runs from base 14 to 733 and encodes 239 amino acids. The transcript has 3 exons. Lineage: Eukaryota; Viridiplantae; Streptophyta; Magnoliopsida; Caryophyllales; Amaranthaceae. The record is from RefSeq and is a predicted model, not a curated record.